AUGCAAGAAAGGCCGAGGAAUGACGCUGAAAUAAUGGCUAUGGCUAGUAACAGUGAAGCAGGCAAAAGACCAUUUAAAUGUGACGGGUGUGAUCGGCGAUUCGAUCGUGAGUACAAUCUGACACGUCAUAAAAUGACACAUACCGGUGCAAGACCACAUCAGUGCAACAUAUGCG
Messenger RNA from Acanthocheilonema viteae, 175 nucleotides. The record is from the annotation of a GenBank genome assembly. Lineage: Eukaryota; Metazoa; Nematoda; Chromadorea; Rhabditida; Onchocercidae.